AUAGUGAUCUGGUGGCCAAAAUCCAAAGUUCUAGUGUCACAUUCUGGAAUUUGCAUCUCAAUUUUUCGUGCUUUAAUUUUCACCAAAUUUCUAGUAAUUCUAUGAGCCAAUUGUACAGCCUAGCAACAAGAUGCGCGUGAAGGCCUUGUAUGACUUCACGGGAGAGCCUAACACAUCCGAGCUAUCCAUUCACGAAGGCGAGGUGCUUACUGUGACCCGGACAGAUGUAGGGGAAGGUUGGUGGGAGGGUAGCAAUAAAGCCGGACGUACUGGUCUCUUUCCUGCGGCCUACGUUGAACCUGUAUCAGAGCCUCCGGCGGCUCCGGCUCCAGUAGCCCCAAAGACAGCCCAGUAUCCACCUCUGCCGCGCUACGAUCAGACUCCCGACGACUGGAAUGAGCAACAGGAUGACUGGGAGGACGAUUGGGACGAUGAUCAGGAUACCUACUCGGAAAUAGGCCCUGCAACGGGCACCAACAGCCAACCUGCUGCUACGCCUUUCAAUCAUACGGCAGCUCUGCCACCGCGACCGGCAGAUGACGCCAUCUCUGUGACGUCGGCCAGUGCACCAGUGAAGAGUCGCUCGAAGAUGUUCAGCAAGUCCAGUGAUUCCUACAUCAUGGGGAUUACGCAGGUUUCGGUGCCGGAGAGUGAGAAGGUGACCAUUCUGCCAGUGGAUCAUGGCUUCAUGUGGCGUCACACCAAGGAGGCCUAUACAGUUAAGGUGGCGUCGCCCAAGAAGGAGACCAAAUUCAAGGGUAUGAAGAGUUUCAUAGCCUACCAACUGACGCCCAGUUUCAACAAUGUCUCCGUCUCUCGGCGCUACAAACACUUCGAUUGGCUCCAUGGGCGACUCGUGGACAAGUUCUCCCUCAUUCCCAUUCCACCGCUUCCGGAUAAGCAGAUUUCGGGGCGUUACGAAGAGCAGUUUAUUGAACAUCGGAGAGUGCAGUUGCAGGAAUUUGUUGACUGGAUGUGUAGGCAUCCGGUUCUGUCGUCGUGUGAAGUUUGGAUGCAUUUUUUGACGUGCACGGACGAGAAGAAGUGGAAGAGUGGCAAGAGAACGGCUGAGAAGGAUCCCCUGGUGGGGGCUGUCUACUGUGCAGCAAUUGUGGCUCCGGAAAAGCAACUGCUGCAGAGUCAAGUUGACAUGCAGGUGGACACGUGCGGUAACUUUGUGCAUCAGAUGGACUCGGCAGUGAAGACGCUGUCAAUCAUUGCCACGGAACAGACAAAGAAGUAUCAGAUGCAGUGGAAGAAGGAUUUCCAGAGGAUUGGCGAAGGGUUGUCCGAACUGGCGAGAUCUCUGGAGGUGGAUGAAAGGAGAGCCAGCACGAGUACUUGCCUAUCGAAUUCCGUUGGUCUGACAGCCGGAGUGUUCAUUGGGAUUGGGCAAUUGUUUGGGGAUCAGGCUAAACACGAUUGGAUUCCGUUGUCAGAUCGCCUGCACAUCUACAAGGGCGUUCUUGGGGCCUUUCCGGACAUUCUGUCGGAGCACAAGAAUGCCAUGGCGAAGAAGAGGGACUGCGAGAAGUUGACGGGAGAUCAGAAGAUGAGCAAUGCUCAGCUGCAAGAAGUCAAUAGGCGCACGGAUGUGAUGUCAUACGCCGUUAUGGCGGAACUGUCACAUUUCCGGGCGGAACGCGAUAAUCACCUAAAGGGGACACUGAGAGAAUUUAUUGCCGCCCAAAUUGCCUUCUAUCAGACCAUUGUGUCUCGUCUGCAAGCGGCUCAGCAGUUCUUUGAGUGAGAGAGAGAGAUCUUCGUGAUCUUCUGGGACCAGAGAAGUGCAUUUACAAGCUUUAUUCUGAACAGUGAAAAAGAUUCUGUGAGAGUGUCUCUGGUGAACCAUGAGAGAAAACAAACAACUUCAGUAUAUUUCGCCCCCUCAAAAACUUCCUUCAAUCUCCCUUCCUUCAUCCACAAAAAGGUAAGAGAUUUAUUUUUAUAAUACUAAGAAAAAAAAAUCAUUUUUCGCUCAUCCUGAUUUUAAGUCAAAAGAAAAAACAACAUAAAACCCCUUAAAAAAAAUUCAAUUGGGAAUUUUGGAAGAGAAAAUUGUACACAAAUUUUUUUAUUUAAUCAUAUUGUUUAUUUUCAAUGCAAAAUUUACUAUUAUACACUAUACAUCUUUGAGAUAUAAAAAAAAUCGUGUUUAUUGUUGUAGCAAAGAUGGAUUUUGCUACAAACAAGAUAUUAAUGACAGGUAUUUGUGAAUGAAUAUGGUGGAAAAAACAAUAUUCCAAGAAAAAUGUUUUCAUUUUGUAUAUUUUCAAGAUUUUGCAAUAAAAUUUACCAACUUGCAAAAUUAAA
This is a messenger RNA of Phlebotomus papatasi, 2313 nucleotides long. RefSeq names its product sorting nexin lst-4 (gene SH3PX1). Gene Ontology annotation, biological process: endosomal transport; protein transport; mitotic cell cycle. Gene Ontology annotation, molecular function: phosphatidylinositol binding; protein binding. Gene Ontology annotation, cellular component: plasma membrane; cytoplasmic vesicle. NCBI's taxonomy places the organism in Eukaryota, Metazoa, Arthropoda, Insecta, Diptera, Psychodidae. The transcript has 3 exons. The record is from RefSeq and is a predicted model, not a curated record. Bases 131 to 1750 code for a protein of 539 amino acids.